Stylophora pistillata is the source of this 1052-nucleotide messenger RNA. RefSeq lists its product as uncharacterized. Gene Ontology annotation, biological process: regulation of DNA-templated transcription. Gene Ontology annotation, cellular component: nucleus. Gene Ontology annotation, molecular function: transcription cis-regulatory region binding. Lineage: Eukaryota; Metazoa; Cnidaria; Anthozoa; Scleractinia; Pocilloporidae. The record is from RefSeq and is a predicted model, not a curated record.
GGGAAUUGUACUUUUUUCCACGAUCGGCCAGGAAGAAGGACAUCUGUUCCUUUUACGAAUCAGUUUUGAAGGAUUAUACAAGUAAAGGAUAAAGAAAACAUAAAAAAUGACCGAGGCACAGGCUACGAUUAAGUCAAACAAUCUGACCCCUGAUGUCUUAGAGGCGGCGAGCAUUCUGGUCGCCAUGAAACGUGGCAUGCGAUAUUUCCUCUUAGAAGCACAACAAGCUCGUCAUCACCUCUCUUACCUAGAUUUCGCUGCUCUCAAUCCUGGAUCUGCUCAAGUUCAUUUUCUUGCAGGUCACAGGAUUCCUUUUUCACCCCUCUAUGACAUCACUCCUAUGCCAGCUGCUUACCAUUUUCCUUUAGCGCAGCCAGUUGCGUAUUAUGGGAUGUUGGCCUCACCCUCGUGUUAUGUAGGGCUGUCUAGGGAGCGCGGAGCAUCCACCGAGGGGGUAGUGGACAGUGAAAUUACUCAGUCAGCGCCAAAGAGGAUGCGGUUGUCCACGGUAUCUACAAGUUCGCCUGAAGGCGCAGCCAACGAUAAGCAAGAGUCGAAGAGCAAAAGAAAAAACUACACCAAAGAACAACUUGAGAUUCUUGAAAACGCGUACGCCGAAAUGAAAUACCCACACAUAGAAGAACGAUUAAAGUUGGAGAAAGUUACGAAACUAACCGAGGAUCGAAUACAAGUUUGGUUCCAAAAUCGACGCGCGAAAGACCGUAAAAGAACUGAGCCCGAGAAAUGCCAAAGAUACUUUGAGAACACUCAAAAGUUGACUGGCGAAAGUCAAAAAAAUGGCGCCGGAGAAAGAAGUCCGAGCGAAAGUCCAAUUCAAGGCGCUCAGAUUAAACAAAGACAAAAUAGUGGUAGCGAUACAAGUGAUAAUGCAUCUGGAGAAUUUGACAAUUUUCCUUUUAGCGGAUCUCAAACAGAAUGACUUGUUUUCAAAAUAUAUUUUUUCACAACAUGAAUACUAUGCUUAAGAUAAUUAUCGUACGUUAAGAAUUUAAUUCGUACGGAGCGCGUGAAUCUCAUUACAGAUUAGUAGU